AUGCCACCUCCGCUCAGCGAUUACGAAAGUGAUGAGGAUUGGGGCGUCCACACAACGGAGGUGACCAAUGUCAAGCUGAUGGUACCUAAGGGCAGGAAGAGGUCUGCCGCCCUUGCUGGGAUCGAUCCAGAGAACAUCAUCCCGAUAUCAGGCGAUAACCAAAGCGAAGUGGUGGGAUUCAAAGACGCCCCACUAACGUCUUCCAUCCCAACGUCAUCAUACAAGACACGAGCGCAGGUGAACGGUACUCAACGCAGUGAGCUUUGCUACGACCAAAAGUAUCAUCCAAUGGACGACUUCGUUCAGCCCAAGAGAGCUGCAAAGCUGAGGUCCAUGUAUGGUGAAGACACGUUUCUAUCAGACAUAAUGAGUGCUUCUUCUAAGUUCAGCGACGGAAAUCACACGGAUUCCGACGCCAGAGUUGAGGAGCACCUAAAGAAGGGCAAAAGCAAGAAGUUACCAUUUCCACAAUCCUCGCAACCAACCCGACACUCCUCUCGCCAGGUGAACCUAGAUGCCACCUACAGCAUGAGCACUCAUCCGCAGGCCAUCGAAGCCAAAACGCACAAGCGCCACAGUGCCAUUAUUAGUGGAAGUGAUAAAGAUGCAGAGCACUCCCAAACCAUUGAGACGGCGGAUAAGGAGAAGCAUCGCAAAGACAGUGGUAACCUGAUGGGCUUGACUGUGAUCCCACAUACAGAGGACCAGUUUGGUUCUGAGACCUCGAACCCGCCCACCCGCCAACAGUCUCCAGCCGAUACCUCAAGGUCCACACAGCAGUCAUUCAGUGUCAGUAGGCAACAGAACUCCGAUGCGGCAGCUCCGAGGGGUUCUACUCGUGCGUCGUUUCCAGCCCACCUGACGCCCUCCAAAUUCGUUUCUCCCCACUCAAAAUUGGACGAGCGUCUCUCAACUCGCGAUAGAAAGCGGGCGAAAGCACCCAAAGGAUUCCCGAUCUAUGUAGAGCCCGUUCAAGCCCAACUUACAGCAGAAGCUUCUGCCCCGCCUCCGAUCGACUACCCCGAUGACAACUACAAGGAGAACCAAAUGGAAGGGUCAAGCGAAGACGAAGAUGCAUCUUCUAACGAAUUCACUGAUGAGCCUACCUCGAACCUCCCGCAGCCCCAGUGGACGGAAGACCUUAGUGAGCAUGACGCCAGAAGACUAGGUCUCUUGCACGGAUCCGACAUUGAUUCCGUCCUCAGUGAUCGUUCCUCAGGGGUUGCUGGUAUUGCCGGCCCUGACUACUCGGAUGUUGAAGGUCUUCAACUGCGCAGGAGGAGUCAGCAACUCGAUAUUGUGAGCAUCGAAGAGCGCGACUGGAUUCAGUAUUGAGACGACGAACAGCUCUGUGUUGCCACAUCAAAACACCAAAACUUCUCAACCCCAACCUUUGAACCGACGCUAAGCUCUUAUUAUUGCACGGCGCUUUCCUGGCCACAAUGCAUAACGAGGAGCGCGGUAUUUACACCAGCCUGUUGGCCUGCUUCUCGUUCCAUAUGUUAACCCCAUAAUCUGACGUCAUAGAUCCGUUUUCUGCAUUUCCCCUUGCGUCUCUCAAGUGCGCAUUUCUGAACAGGCGUCUGAGGAUGCAAUUUGUCUGAAAAUGUGGUUUUCGUGGAGUAGCAAAGCACCUGUCGUUGCUAAGCCACCCUCAUCUUUGCCAAGGUUCGUUCUCCCCCAUAGCCGCCCGGCCCCUUUACCCUUGC
Molecule: messenger RNA, 1709 nt
Organism: Lindgomyces ingoldianus
Lineage: Eukaryota; Fungi; Ascomycota; Dothideomycetes; Pleosporales; Lindgomycetaceae
Exons: 4
Coding region: 1-1335 (444 amino acids)
Source: RefSeq, a predicted model, not a curated record